AUGGGUGGAGCCUGGUUAUUUAUUCUAGCAGUUGUCGCUAACUGUAUCAAUUUGUUUGGUCAAGUACAUUUCACUAUUCUUUAUGCGGAUUUAGAAGCCGAUUACAUUAAUCCAAUUGAACUAUGUUCUAAAGUGAACAGAUUAAUUGUUCCAGAAGCUGGUUUACAUGCUUUAAUUUCAACAUUGAUGUUAUUGAAUGGAUACUGGUUUGUAUUCUUAUUAAAUCUACCAAUUUUAGCUUACAAUUUAAACAAAAUUUACCACAAGACUCAAUUAUUAGAUGCUACUGAAAUUUUCAGAACUUUAGGGAAACAUAAGAGAGAAAGUUUUUUGAAAUUAGGGUUUUAUCUAUUGAUGUUCUUCUUUUACUUGUAUAGAAUGAUCAUGGCUUUGAUUAAUGAAACUGGUAGUGAUUUUUAA
Maudiozyma saulgeensis is the source of this 420-nucleotide messenger RNA. Lineage: Eukaryota; Fungi; Ascomycota; Saccharomycetes; Saccharomycetales; Saccharomycetaceae. The record is from the annotation of a GenBank genome assembly.